AAUAAUUUUUAAUGUAAAUAUAAAGAAACAAGACAUUGUUCGGUUGCUAAUUUUCGGCUAUUUCCAAACUCUGCGACCGUGUUCGGAAUUUCGUUUCUCUCUUUUUCUUCUGACGCAUACGACGAUGAAAUUCUCGUCCUUCAGCCACGAACAGUUCUUCCUUUCCCCUCUCUUCCUGUGUCAUCGUAUCCUCACCGCUUGUCCUCGCCUUCAUCACGCGUUGCUAUCGCCGUAUAUAAGAAAGCGAUGAUCAAGAAGCGUUCGAAAGCGAGGAUCACCUCGAUCAGCACAGUGCGCUAAUAGACGUUACUUCUCACGGAUCAGCAAUAACAUAUCUCCGAGAUGUUCGCGAAAGUCUCGUGGGUCGCCAUAACAAUAACCGCGCUAUUUUGCGUUUGUACCUUCGCUCAAAUUGUAUCGCAGGUCUGUUUAGGCUGCAUAUGCGAAGUUAGUUCAGGAUGUAAUACCACCAUCGGGUGUUCGGAAACUGUAUGUGGACCAUUUGCCAUAACAUGGGGUUACUGGUCUGACGCUGGUAAACCAACUUUAAACAGCGAGCCACUUAGCGACAAUGCUUAUGCCAGAUGCGUCAAUGAUCCUUACUGUGCUGCUGCCGCAGUACAAAACUAUAUGACCAAAUUCGGUCACGACUGUACCGGAAAUGGAGUGAUUGAUUGUGAAGAUUAUUUGCGUAUUCAUCGACUUGGCGCAAAUGGCUGCACCGGUGCGCUUAAUAGCAAAUAUGAGGAUAGAUUCAAAUUGUGUUUACGAACCUUCCAAAAUCAGCAACAGCACAUUUUCAAGAUGUUCUCGAGAGUCUCAUGGAUUGCCGUGACAAUAAUCGUGCUAUUUUGCGUUUAUACUUACGCUCAACUCGUGUCGUUAGUCUGCUUAGGUUGUUUGUGCGAAGUUAGCACAGGAUGUAAUAUUAGUAUUGGUUGUAACAACAUGGUAUGUGGACCAUUUUCGAUAACAAAAUACUACUGGGAAGAUGUUGGCAAACCACCUCCAAUGGGCGAGUCGAGCAAUGAUGACGAUGCUUUUUACAAAUGUGUUAAUGAUUUGUACUGUGCUGGUUAUACGGUACAGGCCUAUAUGGCUAAACACAGUAAGGACUGUAACGGAGAUGGAGUAAUCGAUUGUGAUGAUUAUGUACGUCUUCAUCGACUUGGUUCAGCCGGCUGCAACAACUCGCUAAGCAGUGAUUACGAGAACAAGUACAAAUUAUGUUUACAAACCUUCGAACGUAAAUAAUAGAUACAUCUUUUAUGAUUUUUUAUGUGAAUACAAAUCAACAUUAGUAGACAUAUUUAUACUAAAUUGCUUCUGAAAUCAUUGUUGUAACGUUCGAACAAAUAGUAUCGAGUGCCGUCAUGGAUAGAGAUUACAUAAUAAAGAAAGAAGAUAUA
Molecule: messenger RNA, 1409 nt
Organism: Trachymyrmex cornetzi
Lineage: Eukaryota; Metazoa; Arthropoda; Insecta; Hymenoptera; Formicidae
Exons: 8
Coding region: 343-1254 (303 amino acids)
Molecular function (GO): lysozyme activity
Source: RefSeq, a predicted model, not a curated record